Molecule: messenger RNA, 1992 nt
Organism: Gadus macrocephalus (Pacific cod)
Lineage: Eukaryota; Metazoa; Chordata; Actinopteri; Gadiformes; Gadidae
Product: neuronal vesicle trafficking-associated protein 1-like
Exons: 5
Coding region: 165-722 (185 amino acids)
Biological process (GO): G protein-coupled dopamine receptor signaling pathway; clathrin coat assembly; endosomal transport
Cellular component (GO): endosome; membrane
Molecular function (GO): clathrin light chain binding
Source: RefSeq, a predicted model, not a curated record
GGGACCCCGCCGUGCAGACAUCUGUGUUCCCGACUCGUACAUCGGCUGCGUCACACCUUGGCAACGUCGACGGCACAAGCUGUAAUAUAUUGGAGGACAGAAGCACCGUCCGGAAUCAAGAAAAUAUCAUAAUUAAGCGGGUUUACUGCUUAUCGUGAAGGAAAAUGGUCAAACUAGGGAACAAUUUUAGCGAAAAGAAUAAUGGGAAGGGGGUUAGUGAAGACGGGUUCGACACAAUCCCCCUGAUCACACCGUUAGAUGCCAGUCAACUGCAGUUUCCAGCUCCGGAAAAGGUGGUGGUGAAGACAAAGAGCGACUACGAUGGGGACAGCAAGAAGGCCAAGUUGAGGUCCCCUAAAAUUGCAGAGUUCUCUAUAAGCAUCAUCGAGGGAGUGUCUGAGCGGCUCAAGGUGACUCUGCUGGUGAUCUGUGCCCUGGCCUUCCUGGUGUGUGUGGUGUUCCUGGUGGUUUACAAGGUCUACCAGUACGAACAGCCCUGCCCGGAGAGCUUUGUGUACACGCAAGGGCGCUGCAUGCCGGCCGGGAUGUACGGCUCCUACCCCCCCCAGGGCCCGGGGGGCCGCGGCCGCCUCUUCACCAUCAUCAACCACUACAACAUGGCCAAGCAGACCAUCACGCGCUCCGUGUCGCCGUGGAUGACCGUCAUGUCCGAGGAGAAGGUCACCCAGCAGGAGACGGAGACCGCCCAGAAGCUGGCCUGAUCCCCUCACCCCCCCCCGGUCCCGUCUCCCGUCGCCGUCAGCGAACAAGCGGCGUUUGACUGCCACCCAAAAUGUUUGUGUCUUUUCUGAGGGAAACCUAAAACAAAGUCCCGUUGUUUUUUCUGUGGGGUCAAACAUGAGCGUGAUCCCCUCUGAGCUGCUACGUCGGCCAAGGCUGAGGUGGAAGCCGAGGUCCAAUUUUAAGUGAGGAAUUUAUUUUGAGGGGAUGUUUGUGAAGCGAUUUUGCGGGAAGGCCAGGAUUUACCGGUUCCCUGGAAUUCCUGGUUUGUUUGGGCAGCAUAGGGUGAUUUACACUUAUUACAUAUUUAAAGAUAGUCCGUAAAAACGUAGAAGCGCCUCAUGAACACAGAGCAACAACAACUGGCGCACAGAUAAUUUCUCUGUGCAUAGGCAUUGGAAACAGAGACCUCACUUUACUUAAGAACAGCUGGAGUGAGUGUUGGUUAUGUCUGCCUCACCUCUUUCCAACACACAAAUGCAUGACUCGUGCCAUGGUGGAUUGGUUCUCCAGUCAUUUGAAAGCUGAUUCAGUCUUGUGAGAGUGCUAAUGCACUAUUAACAGGCAGACUAGGACACAGUGGAACCAGCAGUGUCUUGUGUUCUCUACCCUUCUAGUACUUUCCCUGGUCCUCACCUACCAUGUGUUUAAGGACUCUAUGACCACUAGAUUAAACAGGCUCCCUGAUUCAGAUUCAUUUGAAAUGAAUGUCUAAAUGUGUUUUAACUCUUUGUAAGCAGCACCAACGUGUUUAUUUCGACUCAACAUUGACAAAAUACACAAAGAUGUAAACAAUGUAAGAACUGCAUAAGAACUCUAGAAGGGUUUUCUACCAGCAUAAUCUAUUUAUUGUAUUGAAUGUUUUGUGCACUGCAAUAUGAAGAUACUGUCUUGUGCAAUGCUUUGAAUUUAUUUAGUGUAGUGACAAUGGAUGGCUAUUGGUAGCUAUUUUAAAAGAUACUUGUACAAUUUGAUGUAGUAGAACAAUCUGACAGUAGUACUUGUGGUUGUUGCCUUUUCUGUAUCAGUCAUUUCACAGUAGCUGGCAGAAAGGAUGUAUCUUUUUAAACAAUGAAGUAUUAUAUUUAAAGUGCAUUUGCUACUGAAACUGUAAACUUAAGAAUGGGAAUGAAGUGCCAACAAACAGCAGAUGAAAUGGUUUACUGACAUUAAAUUGUAAGAAGGAAAUUUGUUAAUGAAAUGGGUUUUCAACACUGAUGAGAAAAUGUAAAUAAAUUAAUCCUACUAUUA